Messenger RNA from Staurois parvus, 486 nucleotides. Lineage: Eukaryota; Metazoa; Chordata; Amphibia; Anura; Ranidae. The record is from the annotation of a GenBank genome assembly.
UUACUUUACAGAUACCUGUUGGAUAACCCAGAAGUUGUGCGAAACAAACAGAUUUUAGAUCUUGGGAGUGGUUGCGGUGCAGCGGCCAUUGCUUCAAAAAUGGGAGGGGCUUCUUAUGUACUAGCUAAUGACAUUGACCCAGUUGCAGGUGCGGCGCUCACACUUAAUUGCCAACUGAACGGCCUUCAGCCUCUGCCCUUCCUCUCAGAGAACAUAAUAGGUGUGGACAAACAUCUGUGGAGUCUGAUUGUCCUCGGUGACAUGUUUUAUGAUGUGCAAUUGGCUGAUGGCCUUCACCGGUGGCUCAGAUGUUGUAUAGACCAGCACGGGACUACGGUUCUCAUUGGGGAUCCUGGAAGGGGACAUUUUAUUGAUCACCCAAUACAGAAACAGCUGCAAAAAUUGGCAGAAUAUCCCUUACCGGAAUCUAGCCAGCAAGAAAAUUACGGACUAACCAGCACUGCUGUCUGGAAGUUUAAACCCUGA